AUGUCUUCUGAAGAAUCGACAGUCCUCGGUUUUCCGGAAUACCCGAAAUUUCAACGGAAUCAGCCACGCUUUCCGCAGGAGACGUUUCUUGGCAGAUACCUCCACUACCUUGAUGUCGUCGAUCCAAGAACCCUAUUAACCAGUGACAGCCGUCUAAAGGAAUGCGUGGAAUUAUUGAAAGCGUACGAUGCAGGGCAGAAGAAUGUCGCUUCGGAUAGGGAAUUGUGGGAGGCACAAAAGAUAAAAGGCGCCAUCUUGCACCCAGAUACGGGUGAAAAAGUGCUUCCCCCAUUCCGAAUGUCCGGUUACGUACCGUUUGGAUGGAUUACGGUAACUGGUAUGUUGUUGCCGAAUCCCUCGUGGCCGACACUUCUAUUCUGGCAAUGGAUCAAUCAGUCGCAUAAUGCCUGUGUCAAUUAUGCCAAUAGGAAUGCGUCGCAGCCGCAGCCCAUCUCGAAAUUUGUGGGAGCCUAUUUGGCUGCUGUCACAUCGGCUUGUUCUAUUGCUGGAGGCUUGACGUAUAUGAUCAAGAAGGCUGGAUCUCUGCCCCCAGCUACUCGCCUAAUUAUUCAACGUUUUGUCCCGCUGCCAGCCACUUCACUGGCCUCCACCUUGAAUGUUCUCUGCAUGAGGGGCAGUGAAAUGCAGACUGGAAUCGAGGUGUACGACCGUGAGGGUACGGUAAUUGGUGUGAGCAAGGUGGCUGCGAAACAGGCAGUGACAGACACGGCGCUAACCCGUGCCUUCCUCCCGGUCCCCCUCCUCGCCCUCCCCCCAUGCAUUAUGCCAUUUUUUGAGAAAUUCCGUUGGGUCCAAAAAUCAGCGACUCGCCAUCUCCUCGUCAACGCCAUCGUUUGCACAAUUUCGUUUGGAAUUUCGCUACCAAUCGCUUUGGCCCUGUUCCCGCAGGAAUCUACGAUAUCCGUCAACCAACUGGAGCCCGAAUUCCGCGAGAAAACCCGCGCCACCGAGCUGUACUACAAUAAGGGACUC
Messenger RNA from Mesorhabditis spiculigera, 993 nucleotides. The record is from the annotation of a GenBank genome assembly. Lineage: Eukaryota; Metazoa; Nematoda; Chromadorea; Rhabditida; Rhabditidae.